Symbiodinium necroappetens is the source of this 705-nucleotide messenger RNA. NCBI's taxonomy places the organism in Eukaryota, Dinophyceae, Suessiales, Symbiodiniaceae. The record is from the annotation of a GenBank genome assembly.
AUGCAGAUGCUCUCAGACCUUGCGCGCUGGCCGGUCGAGCCAGAGGCGCUGGCGCUCACUGCGGCGGGCAAGGAGGUUCUGGCGCUGCGCCUGGGCAACCAGUCUGCCCAACACAGGGUGUGCAUCGUGGCCAGAGCCCACCCUGGCGAGACGCAUGCUUCCUGGGUGAUGCGGGGUGUGAUGGAAUUCUUGAUGGGCGACCCUGAGGCACAAAGCUGCCUCGCUCAGCUUGCAUGGCUCCUUGUGCCAAUGCUGAACCCUGAUGGGGUUAUGGCGGGUCGCACGAGGACGAAUUUGGACGCGGUGGACCUCAACAGGCAUCACCAUGACGACAGCGCCCCCGAGACGAAGGGGCUGAAGAGCGCACUCCAGGCCGAGGCCCAGGAGGGGGAGCUGCUUGCUUUCAUCGACAUCCACAGCCACUCCAGGCGGCGUGGAAUCUUUGCCAUCGCAAACGCAAGCGACGGAGAUCGCCUUGUGUCACUGAUGGCCUCGAGGACACAUCUCCUGGAUGCUGCUGGAACUAGCCGCUCGGAGAUCCGUGCGCAGGAUGCUGGUGUUGGCCGUGUAGCGGCUGCCAGCCAGGGAUACAAGUACAGUUUGACCAUCGAAUCUUCAUUGUGUGCUCGGCACGUGGAGGUCGGUGGUGAACACCUGUUGCUGCAGGCAGGGCAGGAAAAACUGUGUACGCCAUUCAGCCGAUAG